This is a messenger RNA of Misgurnus anguillicaudatus (oriental weatherfish), 9147 nucleotides long. NCBI's taxonomy places the organism in Eukaryota, Metazoa, Chordata, Actinopteri, Cypriniformes, Cobitidae. The record is from RefSeq and is a predicted model, not a curated record.
AACAGACCCAAAGAAGCUUAAGCUCAGUUAAGAUGGCGGCAUGUGGAUGAGGAGGUUGUACAUUUCAGCUCUUCGGUUUCUUUAAACGAAGGGAUUCAUAUUGAAACACGUUCUCAAACCUAUCACGUUAAGAAAAGAAACAAAUUCCCCAAUAUAGUUUUAAAGCGGGACCGAGCCCAUGACGUCCAUUCACUUCGUGGUUCACCCGUUACCCGGGACCGAAGACCAGCUUAAUGACAGGCUUCGUGAAGUCUCAGAAAAGCUCAACAAAUUCAACUGCAACAGUCAUCCACACCUUAUUCCAUUGGAGCAGGCCAAACUUAAACAGUGUGUGGUUGGACCAAAUCAUGCUGGAUUUCUCCUUGAGGAUGGACGUAUCUGUAGGAUAAGCUUUGCCGUCCAGCCAGACCGCCUGGAGCUCGGCAAACCAGAUGGCAAUGAUGGUUCAAAGUUGAGCAGUGUCUCAGGAGCAGGAAGGAGCUCCAGGCCAGGCAGGACUAGUGAUCCGCCCUGGUUCCUGUCUGGUUCUGAUACACUGGGCAGACUGGCAGGCAACACCCUUGGGAGCCGCUGGAGCUCAGGAGUAAAUGGAGGCGGCAGCGGAGGAGGGGGCAGUGGAGGUGGAGGUGUGGGAGGAGGCGGGGCUAGUGGAGGGGGAGGCGGUGGAGGUGCAGCAGGGGGUGGAUCUUCAGGCCGCUCCUCCACAGCUGCUCGUGAUUCACGCAGACAGACUCGUGUGAUCCGCACGGGCAGAGACCGAGGUUCGGGCCUUCUGGGCAGCCAGCCACAGCCGGUCAUCCCAGCAUCUGUUAUCCCGGAGGAGCUCAUUUCACAGGCCCAAGUGGUUCUUCAGGGGAAGUCCAGGAGCGUCAUCAUCCGAGAGCUGCAGCGCACAAACCUGGAUGUAAACUUGGCUGUAAACAACCUGCUGAGCCGAGAUGAUGAGGACGGAGAUGACGGCGAUGAUACGGCUAGCGAGUCCUACUUACCUGGAGAAGACUUGAUGUCUCUGCUGGAUGCGGACAUUCACUCCGCUCACCCUAGUGUGAUUAUUGAUGCGGAUGCCAUGUUCUCCGAGGACAUCAGCUACUUUGGCUAUCCCUCCUUUCGCCGCUCAUCUUUGUCUCGUCUCGGCUCCUCGCGAGUUCUCCUUCUCCCCCUAGAGCGAGACUCCGAGCUGCUCCGCGAGCGAGAGUCGGUCCUGAGGCUACGUGAGAGGAGGUGGCUGGACGGGGCCUCAUUCGAUGCCGAACGUGGCUCCUCCAGCCGCGAAGGAGAGCCUAACCUCGAUAAGAAGAGUCUGCCGCUGCAGAGCCCCGUCACGCUGGGGGAGGAGCUUCAGUGGUGGCCUGAUAAGGACUAUGUAACAAAAUUUGUCAGCAUUGGGGCUUUGUACUCGGAGCUCGUUGCCAUCAGCACUAAAGGGGAGCUGUACCAGUGGAAGUGGAACGAGCCGGAACCUUAUAGAAACGCACAAAAUCCUUCUAUUCAUCACCCUCGUGUUCCUUUCCUGGGCCUAACCAAUGAAAAGAUCACUCACCUCUCUGCCAACAGUAUCAGAGCCACCGUGGCCACAGAGAGCAACAAGGUGGCCACAUGGGUGGAUGAGACGCUGAGCACUGUAGCUGCUAAACUAGAACACGGAGCGCAGAUGUUUCCAGAGCUGCAGGGCGAGCGCAUCGUCUCCCUGCACUGCUGCGCUCUGUACACGUGUGCGCAGCUGGAGAGCAGCCUUUACUGGUGGGGUGUCGUGCCUUUCAGCCAAAGGAAGAAGAUGCUUGAAAAGGCCAGAGCCAAGAACAAGAAGCCAAAGUCCACCGGCGGCAUGUCUUCUAUACCCAACAUCACUGUAGGGACUCAGGUGUGUCUGAGGAAUAACCCUCUAUAUCACGCUGGUGCCGUGGCCUUCUCUGUGAAUGCUGGGAUUCCUAAAGUGGGCGUCCUGUUGGAGUCCGUGUGGAAUAUGAAUGACAGCUGUCGUUUCCAGCUCCGCUCACCCGAGAGUCUGAAGAACAUGGAGAAGAACACCAAGACACAGGAGACCAAGACGGAGAGCAAACCAGAGUUGGUGAAGACAGAAAUGGGACCUCCACCGUCUCCAGCGUCCACGUGCAGCGACACAUCCUCCAUCGCUAGCAGUGCAUCUCUGCCCUACAAACGAAGGCGCUCAACACCAGCACCAAAGGAGGAGGAGAAAGUCAACGAGGAGCAGUGGCCUCUACGAGAGGUUGUCUUUGUGGAGGACGUUAAGAACGUCCCUGUGGGAAAGGUGCUAAAAGUCGAUGGUGCAUAUGUUGCUGUGAAAUUUCCAGGGACGUCGAGCAGCGUGAGCAGCCAAAGCGCAGCUCCGCCUGACUCUGACCCCUCCUUACUGCUGCAGGACUGUCGACUGCUCCGUAUCGAUGAGCUCCAGGUUGUUAAAACGGGCGGAACACCAAAAGUUCCAGACUGUUUUCAGCGCACGCCUAAAAAACUUUGCAUCCCAGAAAAGGCUGAAAUUCUAGCUGUGAACGUUGACUCCAAAGGAGUUCAUGCCGUGUUAAAAACUGGCAGCUGGGUACGGUAUUGUAUCUUUGACUUGGCCACUGGCAAAGCCGAGCAGGAAAAUCACUUUCCCACCAGUAAUCUAGCUUUCCUUGGCCAGAGUGAACGUAACGUGGCGAUCUAUACGGCUGGCCAGGAAAGUCCCAUCAUUUUAAGAGAUGGAAACGGCACCAUUUAUCCCAUGGCUAAAGACUGUAUGGGGGGAAUACGAGACCCCGAUUGGCUGGACUUGCUGCCCAUUUCUAGUUUGGGCAUGGGAGUUCACUCACUCGCUAACCUUCCCAGUAACUCCACAAUUAAAAAGAAAGCAGCUAUCAUCAUCAUGGCCGUAGAGAAGCAGACGUUGAUGCAGCACGUGCUACGGUGCGAUUACGAGGUGUGCAGGCAGUACUUGAUGAGUCUGGAGCAGGCAAUGCUGCUCGAUCCGAACCCUCAUGCGCUGGACGCUCUGCUUGGCCACCGCUGCGAUGGCAACCGUAAUGUCCUCCAUGCCUGCGUGUCUGUCUGCUUCCCUGUCAGCAACAAGGAAACAAAGGAGGAAGAAGAAGCUGAGCGCUCUGAGAGGAACACGUUUGCUGAGAGGCUGUCAGCCGUAGAGGCCAUUGCUAAUGCAAUUUCAGUGGUGUCCAGCAACAGCUCCGGGAACCGAACUGGAUCGUCCAGCAGUCGAGGCUUGCGUUUAAGGGAGAUGAUGAGGCGCUCUCUACGAGCUGCAGGUCUGGGCCGCCACGAGUCCGGACCGUCCUCCAGCGACCACCAAGACCCUGUUUCGCCCCCUAUUGCACCUCCCAGCUGGGUACCGGACCCUCCACCAAUGGAUCCUGAUGGUGAUAUUGAUUUCAUCUUGGCCCCUGCAGUGGGCUCACUUACCACUGCCUCCACAGGCACCAGCCAGGGACCCAGCACUUCCACUAUACCAGGGCCCUCAUCUGAACCGUCAGUGGUGGAGUCUAAAGACAGAAAGGCCAAUGCACACCUGAUACUGAAGCUGAUGUGUGACAGUGUCGUUCUGCGGCCUCAUUUAAGAGAGCUGCUCUCUGCCAAGGACGCCCGUGGAAUGACUCCAUUCAUGUUGGCAGUGAGUGGGAGGGCUUACCCGGCUGCAAUUACCGUUUUGGAAGCAGCCCAAAAAAUAGCCAAAGGUGAAUCGGGUCACGGAGAAAAAGAGGACGUAACAUCCGUGUUCAUGGAGAUGAUCUGUCCUCCAGGCACCAAUCCAGACGACUCUCCUCUCUACGUCCUUUGCUGUAAUGACACCUGCAGCUUUACCUGGACCGGAGCUGAGCACAUUAACCAGGACAUCUUUGAGUGCCGGACCUGCGGUCUACUCGAGUCUUUGUGCUGCUGCACUGAAUGCGCCAGAGUUUGUCACAAGGGUCACGACUGCAAGCUGAAGAGAACGUCUCCCACUGCAUACUGUGACUGCUGGGAGAAAUGUAAAUGUAAGACGCUCAUCGCCGGCCAGAAGGCAGCUCGUCUGGAUCUGCUCUACCGGCUCCUGACCACCACUAAUCUAGUUACCACACCCAACAGCAGAGGAGAGCACAUCUUGCUGUUUCUGGUGCAGACUGUUGCUAGGCAGAGCGUGGAGCAUUGUCAGUAUCGACCACCUCGCAUUCGAGAGGACCGGAACCGGAAGGCCGCCAGCGCUGAAGACUCUGAUAUGCCUGAUCAUGAUCUGGAGCCUCCUCGGUUUGCUCAGCUCGCAUUAGAGCGAGUGUUACAGGACUGGAACGCCCUCAAGUCAAUGAUAAUGUUCGGCUCUCAGGAAAACAAAGACCCUCUAAGUGCCAGCAGCAGAAUUGCACACCUCUUACCAGAAGAGCAGAUGUACCUGAACCAGCAGAGCGGCACCAUCAGGCUGGACUGUUUCACACACUGUCUUAUUGUCAAGUGUGCACCAGACAUCACCUUUAUUGACACACUGUUAGGGACUCUGGUGAAGGAGCUGCAGAACAAAUACACCCCUGGCCGAAGGGAGGAGGCCAUUAAUGUCACGCGCAGGUUCCUGCGCUCCGUGGCCAGAGUCUUUGUAAUCCUCAGUGUGGAAAUGGCUUCCUCGAAGAAGAAAAACAACUUCAUCCCUCAGCCCAUCGGGAAGUGCAGGCGAGUGUUUCAGGCGCUGUUGCCGUAUGCAGUGGAGGAGCUCUGCAAUGUGGCCGAAUCCCUGAUCGUGCCGGUGCGUAUGGGCAUCGCCCGCCCGACGGCCCCCUUCACCCUGGCCAGCACCAGCAUUGAUGCGGUGCAGGGCAGCGAGGAGCUCUUCUCUGUGGAGCCUCUCCCACCACGACCCUCUCCAGAUCAGUCCAGCAGCUCCAGUGCAUCUGUCUCCUCAUACAUCAUCAGAAACCCACAGCCCCGACGCAGCAGUCAGUCACAGACGGCCCGCGGACGUGACGAGGAGCAGGAUGAUAUUGUGUCUGCCGAUGUAGAAGAGGUGGAGGUGGUGGAGGGUGUUGCAGGUGAAGAGGAUCACCAUGACGACCAGGAGGAGGCAGGGGAGGAGAAUGCAGAGGCUGAAGGGCAGCAUGAUGAACACGAUGAGGAUGGAAGCGAUAUGGAGUUGGAUUUACUUGCUGCUGCUGAGACUGAGAGUGACAGUGAGAGUAACCAUAGCAACCAAGACAAUGCAAGUGGCCGGCGGAGCGUUGUGACGGCUGCGACCGCAGGAUCUGAAGCAGGUGCCAGCAGUGUUCCUGCAUUCUUCUCAGAAGACGAUUCUCAGUCAAAUGACUCGAGCGAUUCAGACAGCAGCAGCAGUCAGAGUGAUGACGUGGACCAGGAAACAUACCUGCUGGAUGAACCUCUAGAAAGAACCACGGGUUCAGCGCACGCCAAUAGCGCUGCCCAGGCACCACGGUCCAUGCAGUGGGCUGUCCGCACCACACCUAGUCAGCGCACUGCUGGAGGAGCACCAUCCAGCUCAUCCACACCUGCUGCGAGCUCCACAGGGCUUAUUUACAUCGACCCGUCCAACCUGCGACGCAGCAGUGCGAUCAGCACCAGCGCAGCCGCCGCGGCCGCAGCCUUGGAGGCCAGUAACUCCAGCAGCUACCUGACAUCCGCCAGCAGCCUGGCUCGAGCGUACAGCAUCGUCAUCCGACAGAUCUCUGACCUCAUGAGCCUCAUACCCAAGUACAAUCACCUGGUCUACUCCCAGUACCCCGCCGCUGUCAAACUGACCUAUCAGGAUGCCGUCAACCUACAGAACUUUGUGGAGGACAAGUUGAUCCCGACUUGGAACUGGAUGGUGUCCAUUAUGGAUUCUACAGAAGCUCAGCUGCGUUACGGCUCAGCGUUGUCCUCUGCUGGGGAUCCUGGUCACCCCAGUCAUCCACUGCACGCUUCCCAGCAUGCCGGUCGAAGGGAGCGCAUGACCGCACGUGAGGAAACCAGCCUCCGCACCCUCGAGGGUCGACGUCGUGCUGCCACGCUUUUGACGGCUCGUCAGGGGAUGAUGUCAGCACGUGGAGACUUCUUGAACUACGCUCUUUCUCUGAUGCGUUCCCAUAAUGACGAGCACUCGGACGUUCUACCCGUGCUGGAUGUGUGCUCGCUCAAACACGUAGCUUACGUCUUUCAAGCCCUUAUAUACUGGAUCAAAGCCAUGAAUCUGCAGACCACACUCGACACCACACAGAUAGACAGGAAAAGGAAUCGUGAGCUGCUGGAACUUGGCUUAGACAAUGAAGACUCUGAACAUGAGAACGAUGAAGACACCAAUCAGAGCUCCACUCUCCAGGAUAAAGACGAGGAGACUGUCCCUGCUGAGACCGGACAUAAUCAUCCGUUCUUCCGCCGCUCCGACUCCAUGACCUUUCUGGGAUGCAUCCCUCCUAACCCAUUUGAAGUUCCCCUUGCUGAGGCUAUUCCUCUGGCUGACCAGCCACAUCUUCUGCAGCCCAAUGCCAGAAAGGAGGACCUGUUUGGACGGCCGAGUCAAGGCCUCUACUCGUCUUCGUACAUGGCCAGCAAAGGUCUGACAGAUCUGACUGUGGACAUGAACUGCCUGCAGAUUCUGCCCACAAAGAUGUCGUAUUCUGCAAACAUGAAGAACGUGAUGAGCAUGGAGUCUCGGCAGAGGAGCGGAGACGAGCAGCCCUCCACAGAGCCGGACAUGGAUACGUCUAAACCCGGCCCCUCCCCUCACGACCUGGCCGCUCAAUUGAAGAGCAGCCUUCUGGCAGAGAUCGGUCUGACAGAGAGCGACGGCCCACCGCUGCCCACCUUUAUUCCACAUUGCAGUUUUAUGGGGAUGGUGAUCUCUCAUGACAUGCUGCUGGGCCGAUGGCGCCUGUCUUUGGAGCUGUUCGGUCGAGUUUUCAUGGAGGAUGUGGGAGCGGAACCAGGAUCUAUUCUGACUGAACUGGGAGGUUUUGAGGUGAAAGAGUCCAAGUUUCGGCGGGAGAUGGAGAAGCUGAGGAACCUGCAGUCUCGUGAUCUGGCGCUGGAGGUGGACCGGGACCGAGAGCAGCUCAUCCAACAGACCAUGAGGCAGCUGAACGCUCACUUCGGGCGCCGCUGCACCACCACACCUAUGGCUGUGCACCGCGUCAAAGUCACAUUUAAGGACGAGCCAGGAGAGGGCAGCGGAGUGGCGCGCAGUUUUUACACGGCUAUCGCGCAGGCCUUCCUGUCCAAUGACAAACUGCCCAACCUUGACUGCGUGCAGAGCGUCAGCAAGGGAAUGCAGGCGAGCAAUCUCAUGCAGCGGUUGAGGAACAGAGAUCGUGAGCGUGAGAGGAGAAGUGGAGGACUCAGAGCUGCAUCCAGACGUGACCGAGACAGGGAUUCGAGGAGGCAGCUGUCGAUCGAUACGCGACCGUUCAGACCUGCCUCUGAAGGAAACCCCAGUGAUGAGCCUGAACCCUUACCAGCCCACAGACAGGCACUGGGAGAGAGGCUUUAUCCCAGAGUUCAUGCCAUGCAACCGGCGUUUGCCAGUAAAAUCACGGGGAUGCUGCUGGAACUUUCUCCCGCUCAGCUGCUGUUGCUCCUGGCCAGUGAGGAUUCACUCCGAGCUCGUGUAGAAGAAGCCAUGGAGCUGCUCAUAACACACGGAAGGGAAAACGGUGCUGAUAGCAUUCUGGACCUCGGCCUCCUCGAUGCUCCUGAGAAAGCACAGGUACAGCAGGACAAUCGGAAGAGGCACGGAUCCACUCGCAGUGUUGUGGACAUGGAGCUGGAUGACCCUGAUGAUGGAGAUGAUAACGCUCCUCUGUUCUACCAGCCUGGCAAAAGAGGAUUUUACUCUCCUCGUCCGGGAAAGAACACGGAAGCUCGGCUCAACUGCUUCCGGAAUAUCGGCAGAAUACUCGGCUUAUGUCUGUUGCAGAACGAGCUUUGCCCGAUUACUCUUAAUCGACACGUCAUCAAGGUGUUACUGGGCAGGAAGGUGAAUUGGCAUGACUUUGCUUUCUUUGACCCGGUGAUGUACGAGAGCUUGAGGCAGCUGAUUCGUCACUCUCAGACCGAGGAGGCCGAGGCCGUGUUUGCCGCUAUGGAUCUGGCGUUUGCUAUCGACCUCUGUAAGGAGGAAGGAUCUGGACAGGUGGAGCUGCUGGCAGGUGGUGUCAACAUGCCCGUGACCCCUCUCAAUGUAUACGAAUAUGUGAGGAGAUACGUGGAGCACCGGAUGCUGGUGGUUGCCGAACAGCCACUUCAUGCCAUGAGGAAGGGUCUUCUGGACGUGCUUCCAAAGAAUGCUCUAGAAGAUCUGACAGCAGAAGACUUCCGACUGCUGGUCAAUGGCUGUGGAGAAGUCAAUGUCCAGAUGCUCAUCAGCUUCACAUCUUUCAAUGAUGAGUCGGGGGAGAAUGCAGAGAAGCUGCUGCAGUUCAAACGCUGGUUUUGGUCCAUCGUUGAGAAGAUGAACAUGACUGAGAGGCAGGACCUGGUGUACUUCUGGACCUCCAGCCCGUCUCUACCGGCCAGCGAAGAGGGAUUUCAGCCCAUGCCCUCCAUCACUAUCCGCCCGCCGGACGACCAGCACCUGCCCACCGCCAACACCUGCAUCUCCCGCCUUUAUGUGCCACUCUACUCUUCCAAACAGAUUCUCAAACAGAAACUUUUACUCGCCAUCAAGACCAAGAACUUCGGUUUUGUGUAGUUAAACGAAACGCGUUUCAUUGUUGUGUAAUAUUACUAGUUCCAUUUUUGUAGAUUUAUUUUUUGUCUAUACAGUUUUAUGAAAUUUAAAGUGCUGCCGCGCCCCCGGUGGUCGUUUGUUUGGUCCGCGUUGCAAACGUGGACGUCUUGUUCUUAUUUUGUUUGUUUUUUUAUUUUAUUUCUGUUAUUGGAGUAUUACAACAUUCCUGCAUUGGCUUUUGUAAAGUUGAAGCCCUGCAGCUUCAUUGGUUUGAACUGUAACGUCCCGUAAAUUUGGCCCGAUGGUAAACGGUCCGCCAAACCCCAGCCAAAGACGACAGCGAGGAGUAUUUAAAGAAAAAGAAAGGUUACACUGUGAUUUAUUUUAUUUUAUUUGUCCUGCCCAAAACGUCAAAUUAUUAUCACCGAGAGUUCACUGCUGCCUUUGUGGAAAGUCAUUUUUUCUUGUAUAGAGGGAGUGGGGGAUAUUUCAAAAUAAACUUGGAUGCAAACUAG